AUGAUAGUAGGAUUAUUCAGGAAGGAGUCAACUAAAAAAAGUAUAUAUCAGCAAAUGUAUUCAUAAGCAGAGAAAUUUAUUAAUAUAUAUGAUAUUUAUGAAAGUCUAUUUUAAGUCAAGAAAGCAAUAAAGCUAAUGUUAAGCAAAGAUUAAUACGCUGCUCUUUAAUUUUGUGGUUGUGAUAUGAAUUUUGAUGAAAUUGAUAAUAAUAUAAUGUAGCAUAAAAAUCAAACAAUUUAUAAUAAAGAGACUCCAGAAAAUAUAAACAAUUUAAACUAAGAAUAAAAUGAAAACUAAAAAAUAGUUCUGGAGAGAAUAUCUUAAACACAAGAAAAUAAGUAGCAAAACUUAUAAGAAAAAAUGUAAUUGAUAUAAAUUCGCAAAAAAGAGGAUAAAGAUAUUGAAUUAUCAUAAAAUAAUUACUAAAAAGAUAAAUCUGAAAAUAUUUCAUCUAAAUAAUAUUAGGAUUUAAAAAUUUAGGGACAAUAUAUAGCCUAAACCGCAUUAAUCUAAGAUUAAGAAAAGAUACAACAACAAUAGUAGCUCAUAGUCAAAAAUAUUUUCUUUUCAGCAAGAAAUCACUUAGAUGAUUAGGAUUAAAUUAUUGAUUUAAAUAUCUUUUCAUCUUUGAUUGGAUAAAAUGAGCUUUCCCAAUCAGAAUGCAUGUUAAACAACAUUUAAUAAAAUGUUUAUUAACAAUGA
Molecule: messenger RNA, 702 nt
Organism: Tetrahymena thermophila SB210
Lineage: Eukaryota; Ciliophora; Oligohymenophorea; Hymenostomatida; Tetrahymenidae
Exons: 2
Source: RefSeq, a predicted model, not a curated record